Molecule: messenger RNA, 1053 nt
Organism: Metarhizium acridum CQMa 102
Lineage: Eukaryota; Fungi; Ascomycota; Sordariomycetes; Hypocreales; Clavicipitaceae
Source: RefSeq, a predicted model, not a curated record
AUGUUGAAAAAUUGUCUCCUGUAUGGUCUUUCUCUUCUUGCCAUUACAUCCCAAGUGUGUAAUGGUAGGGCGGUUGACAAAGAAAAGCGUGCCUCGGCGGCACUGGCUUGGAAGUCGUUAGGAGGUUCUAUCGUAGGCCACCCUGGCGUUAUCUCAUGGGCACCCGACCGGACAGAUGUCUUCGUCAGAGGAAGCGACAAUGCCGUAUAUCACAAAUGGCAGGCUGGCAGCCCAGGUACGGCAUGGGGCCCUAGUGACACAGGCUACCAGGCCCUCGGAGGCUCUAUUAUCAGUGACGUCACUGUAGUGUCUCGCGGUUACAACCGGUUUGAUGCCUUUGUUGUUGGUGCCGACAAUGCGUGCUAUCACGGGUGGUGGAACGGUAGCUAUUGGAGUUCAUGGGGAACUCUAGGCGGUGCCUUUGGCGGUGAUAUUAGUGCUGUAGCGUGGGGAAAUGACAGAUUGGACUUGUUCGGUCGCGGUAUAGACAAUGCAGUCUGGCACAGGGCUUGGGAUGGAGCCGCCUGGGGUGCAUGGGAGAGCCUUGGUGGUGCCAUUAUAGGAAGUCCAAAGGCAGUUUCCUGGGGCGCCAACCGACUCGACGUGUUCGCAAGAGGCACGGACAACAGUGUAUUUCACAUUGCCUGGAACGGUUCUUUGUGGUCAGACUGGUAUAACCAUGGUGGGACAGUGCUUGAAGAUAUCACGCCUGUGUCCACUGCCCCAAACAGACUGGAUCUCUUCUUUCGUGGAGGAAAUAACGCUCUGUUCCAAAAGACGUGGAAUGGAGUAGCUUGGAGCGAUUUGAUCAGUCUGGGCGGAGUUAUUAUGUCCCGGCCAUCGGCAACAACCUGGGGAGGUAAGUAUAUCACGGUUGCGGCACAAGGUGCGAAUAAUGCUGUGUACCUGUUGGAGUUUAACGGAAACUCUUGGGGAGACUGGCGAUCUAUCGGUGGCGUGGUGACUGAAGCACCAGUGAUUAAUCCGCUUGGUUCUGUCAACGCGGCCAUCUUUGCGAGAGGCCCCAACGCUGGCUUAUUUGUAUACGAGUAA